Notolabrus celidotus (New Zealand spotty) is the source of this 2427-nucleotide messenger RNA. RefSeq lists its product as uncharacterized. Lineage: Eukaryota; Metazoa; Chordata; Actinopteri; Labriformes; Labridae. The record is from RefSeq and is a predicted model, not a curated record. Bases 34 to 2334 code for a protein of 766 amino acids. The transcript is spliced from 13 exons.
GAUCUUUAGCAUGUUCAGAUCCAGUCAGACAUCAUGGAGGCAGGAAUGAUAAUCCUGCUGCUGUUCGCCCUACAGGGGGCCGUUUCCUCUGCCAACUUCUACGGGGACAGCUUCAGCCUCAUGCCUCCAGAGAAGCAGGAGGACGGGACGUUUCAGAUGACCUUCUAUCACAGACUGAACGCCAAAGGGGUCUGUGAGGAACAGGCGUCCUUCGAGUGUGACGGCGCGUCCUGCAGUUUCCAGAAGUCAAAAGCCGUGGAACCAAAAGGGGAAGACAUACAGCAGGACUCGUGGUGUCAGUCUGAAACUCACACCAUGGCAAACAUCUCCACCACUCAGAAGUCCUUCUCUCUGAGGGCGUCAGGCUGCUGCUGGCCGGCUAACCUCGAGGCUAAAACUACAUGGAAGUCCCUGGCAGAGCUGGACCUGGGAACCCGAUCAGACACACAAGGUCUCAACAGCUGUCCUGUGUCCACCACGGUGAGCUCUUUAAGGGUCCCUCAGAACUGUUUCACUUCGUUUCGUCUUCUCGCUCAUGAUCCAGACGGAGACACAGUGAGAUGUGGUUUCACCAAAGAGGCUGUGGUUCCUGCAGGUUUCACUCUGGAUGAGACCACGUGCACGCUGAAGAGCUCAGGUCAGGUGGGUGUUGGCGUCCACGUGUUCGAGUUGAUGCUGGAGGACUUCCCCUCCAAAAACAUCACCCUGACCUACGCCGACGGAUCGACGGUCUUUCAGGACGUCAACAACAAGGACCGGUCCCCUCUGUGCAAAGUGAAGCUGCAGUUCGCCAUGGAGAUUCUCGCUCCAAUCCCAAACUGUGAACUGGGACACGUUCAGCCCAUGUUCCUGUCUGAGACUCCGUCACAUGACGAUGUUCUGUACGCCAGCGUGGGGCAGGAGUUCCGCCUUGUCGCCCGAGCACAGGCAAACCACGCCAGAAUCACAAGCUUCCAGGUGAGCGGUCCUCAGGACAUGAAGACGGCGUUCAGUCAGGAGGACUUGGGGAAAGCCCUCCUGACUCAGACCUGGACUCCUCAGAGCAGCGACCUGUACAGAUUCAUCCCCGUCUGCUUCACUGCAGAGACGAAGGAAGCCCAAUCAGAGAUGAGAUGUAUUGUUGUCAUGGUGACCCAAGCGUCCAUCAUUCAAGGAAAGGCCGCCGUGCAGUGCUCCCCCAACAAGAUGAAUGUGGUUCUGGAGAAAGCCUCCAUGCCCGGCAUCGACGAGAACUUCCUGCAGCUGAGAGACUCCUCCUGCUCGCUCACCUCUAACAGCACUCACAUCAUGGGCAGCAUGUCCUUCAGCACCUGUGGCACCAAAGUGGAGGAUAAAGGAGACUUCAUCGUCUUCACCAACGAGAUCAACUCCUUCGAGCUUCCCAACGAGGUUAUAGUCCGCAGAGAGAAGGUCAAGAUCGACUUCUCCUGCAAGUUCCCCAAAACCAUCAGCAUCUCCAGCUACUACUCCCUCCACAAGUCCGACUACAUCUUCACCGAGUCCAGCUUCGGCAGCUUCGGCUACACGUUUGAGAUUUACCGGGAUAAGGACUUCAAAAACAGGGUGCCGGCGAGGGCCUACCCGGUGGAGGUGAAGCUGCUGGAGACCAUUUUCAUGGGCAUUAAGGCUCAGUCCGAGCUGCCAGACGUGAAGCUGUUUGUGGAAUCAUGCAAAGCGACUCCUGAUGACAACCCUGACAACAGCCGCUUCUACAACCUCAUCAACAACGGGUGUGUCGAGGAUGAGACGUUUAAAGUCCACCCAUCCGAUCAAACGUCGUUCAACUUCGAGGUUCAAGCCUUCAAAUUUAACGGAAACUUUGACCAGGUGUACAUCACCUGCUCCGUCAUCCUGUGUGAGCCCAGCAGUCCCUUCUCCAGGUGUGCUCAGGGCUGCCUGAAGGAGCCGGCUCGCCGACGCAGGAGAGGGGUGAGCAAGGAGACGGGCGGCCACUACAUUACCCAGGGUCCUUUGCUGUUUAUCAGACAGGCUGUCCCUGAAGCUGAAGCGUUUGAAGAGGACUCCAUGAUGAUGGACGGGGAUGCGGGUUUGAUGAUGAAGAUCAAGACGCCAGAAGUGAUGAAGAACGACACGCUGGAUGUGAUGAAGAACAGCAGUCCUGCUGAAGUGAUCCCUCCGCCUCUUCCUAAAGAAACUGGAUGGAGUGAAGGAGAGUGGAAGAUAAAGGAGAUGAUCAGCACCAACAUCAGCACCGUCUUCUUCGCCACAGCGUUCCUGGUAGCGCUGGUGGCGAUGGCCGCCGUGCUUUAUCACUUCAGAAAGAAGAGAAAGGCAGAAGAUCGUAAAUCUCUGAUAGUGUCCGGCUGGAACUAACCUCAAACUAAUCUCUCUUUAACACUGUAUGAUAUAAUCUAAAGUUUACUCACCUUUCUUCAGUCCGGCCAUUAAAAGAUCUUCAUUAAGGUU